AUGAAUACGGAAGAUGGGUGUAAAGAAUAUCUUAAAUCCCUCGAAAACGAUGAGGAUGAUUUAUUUUGUUUGUUGAAAAAUCGUAACACUUCAAAAUCUUAUAUAAUUAAAAAGAAAAUAGCAUCAAUAAAUCACUUGAUGUACUCAUUUUUAAAAAACGAUAAUGAAAAUUUUAAUAAUUACAAACCAUGUGAUUUCGAUGAUCAAAAUGAACAAGAUGAAAGGAAUGCAAAUACGAGCAUGCAUGAAGAUAAACAUGGGAAAUCCAAAAAGAACCCUGUAGGUGCAUGCAAAAUUAAAAAAUCAGCUUCUCAUGAAAUAAAUUUUAAUAGACUCAAAAAAGACGAAAUAAAUGAGAAUAUGAAAAUAAAUGAUAAAUAUAAUGAUAUUAUGCUCCUUUCUAAUAAAAAUUUUGGAAGUGAAAAUAUCCAUUUGAAAAAAAUACUAAAUACCUGUAAUGAAGUAUAUAAUAAUUUAAAAUUUUAUAAAGUGGAAAAUCAUGAUAUAUAUAAAUUUAGACCUAAUGACGUAGACACAGAUAUCACAAGAAUUAAAGAUGAUAUAGACACUUUAGAAAAUGAUAAUUAUUUCACUAAUACCCUAAAUUGCUCAGAAAAAAGUGCAUUGAAAAUUAUUCAGAAUAAAUGCAAAAAAAUAGUUCAAUGCUUAAAUGUGAAUUGUGAUUUAGUAGAUAUAUCUGAAGUUGUGGACGUUUUAAAUAUAAUAACUACCCCUGAAUUUGAUGAAAGGCUGGAUAAAUAUGAAUAUUUAAAAUUAUUUUUAAAUAAAUAUCACUACGUUUAUCCAUAUGAAGAUAUCAAAGGACUUCGAAAUAUAAGAAAAUAUGUUAAAAAAAAAUUUAUAGACACUGGAAAAUUUUAUAUAAAUGAAAAAGAUAUUUCUCAUAUGUAUUUAAAAACAGAUUUAGAUCAAAUUAUAAAAAAUGAUAACUUUAUAAAUAACAUGUUAAAUUUGCAUAUCGACACCGGAAAAUUUUGGAUACAAAUUCUUCAUAAUGUAUGGAUAUCAUUAAUCAUCGAAAUUUACAACUCUAUAAAUACCCCAUUUUUUUCAUACCUUAUGAAUUAUGAUAACGAAGUCACUAUUCUGGAUCAGUAUACCUUUUCGGGGAAGAAUGCUAAGUUUUACAAAUUUUCUCAGCAUAUUUUUUCAGGAAUAUUGUUCAGUGGAGUCCCCAGUAUUUACAGAUUAUUAAUGAGAUUGCACACAUAUAAAUAUAUAGAAGUUCGAAUAAAUAUGAUACUUGAGGAUGGUUAUAACAACAUUUACAACGGCGUAACAUCAUCUAGCUUAACAUACAAUAUCAAUAUUCUCAGAAAUCUGUUUCCAUUUUUUAAAGAAUUUAAAAAUAUAGAUAUGGAACAAAUUGUUGAAAACUUUUUUGCAUCCGAAUUUUAUAAUAUAACAAUAUCGUCUUUAAAAAAAAGUAAUAUACAAAAAGUAAUAGUAAAUCAAAAAUAUAUAACAUUUAUAAAUUCCUUUUUUUUAAUGAUAACAGAAUUUUUGUAUGGAGUGUUAAAUAAAUCAAUUUUAGAGCAAAUUAAUGAAAAUAAAAUAAAUUUAAUGAUUUUAUUAGAAGAUAUGUUUUAUGAAAAUAUGAACAUAUUAAUUGGUCGAGAUAUUUUAUUAUUUAUAGCUGAUUUAUUAUGCUUAUAUAAAUUAAGUUGUGUAUAUUUAAAAAAAAGACAUUGUAACGCUAUAAUAAAUAUCACGAAUAUUAUUAUUAAUUUAUAUUAUAAUAAUCAAGAUAUGUUAAUAAAUACUAAUACAUGGAAGCAAGUAUAUACAAUUGCAAUUAAAGUUAAUCAUUUUGUAAAAUGUGCUUUACAAGGUACACAAACAGUAAACGAUAAUAUUGUGCUUCAAGAAUUAUCUAUAAUUAAUAGAUACUAUUUCAAUGAUAUAAAGCACGAUCAAAAUUCUAUAGGAGAAUUUUAUUUUUUAAAAAAUAUAAAUUAUGGCAUUUAUUGUUGGAAUAGUAUAUGUAAUAAAUAUACUAAUGUACACCAUUUUGAAUAUAAUAAAAAUAAUUUUCAAUAUUGUCAAGGUUGUUAUAUUGCUACUUAUUGCUCAGAACAAUGCAAAAUAACACAUUUGCUUUAUUCUCAUCACAAGGUUUGCGUUUAUUUCAAAACAAUUCCUUCUUUCCUGAAGUUUAACAUACUUGAAAUGGAAAAUAAUUAUAAUUGUGCUGGUAUGAAAUACUUGAAUAUAUUUCAUCAUAUUGAUACAUUUAAUAGGAAAAACGAAGAAUACCAAAUUAUUUAUUAG
This is a messenger RNA of Plasmodium vinckei vinckei, 2292 nucleotides long. Its product is annotated as conserved Plasmodium protein, unknown function. NCBI's taxonomy places the organism in Eukaryota, Apicomplexa, Aconoidasida, Haemosporida, Plasmodiidae. The coding region runs from base 1 to 2292 and encodes 763 amino acids. The record is from RefSeq and is a predicted model, not a curated record. The transcript has 2 exons.